Messenger RNA from Zophobas morio, 3849 nucleotides. RefSeq names its product tyrosine-protein kinase hopscotch (gene hop). Gene Ontology annotation, biological process: cytokine-mediated signaling pathway; protein phosphorylation; intracellular signal transduction. NCBI's taxonomy places the organism in Eukaryota, Metazoa, Arthropoda, Insecta, Coleoptera, Tenebrionidae. Gene Ontology annotation, molecular function: ATP binding; cytokine receptor binding; non-membrane spanning protein tyrosine kinase activity. Gene Ontology annotation, cellular component: cytosol; membrane; cytoskeleton. The record is from RefSeq and is a predicted model, not a curated record. Bases 155 to 3508 code for a protein of 1117 amino acids. The transcript is spliced from 14 exons.
CUUGUUAUUGUGUAGUUCCAAGAUUUUAUACAAAUUUCUGAUAAAACGACUGAUAACCAGAAAUAGAUGUAUUUUUGUUUGCUGCUUGUGCAUCCUAAUGUGUGAGGAUAAGUUUGAAAAGAUUUUUAAUUUCCGUCGAACCACUUAACCAAGCAUGUCGGAGCCCCACGUGAAAGUGCACACAGUUUUGGACAACAGGGUGUUCGAUGUUCCUUACAGUCCGUCGACAACUGCCGAGGAUAUUUGUGUUUAUGUUUGUAAACAACUGGGUAUCUCGCCCAUAACCAGGCACCUGUUUGCUCUGCGUAUAACAGGCAAGCAAAAUUUUUUACGUCCGUCGUCGCUGUUCACCGAAAAGUACACACAGUUCGAUUUACGGAUUCGUUUUAAAGUACCUAUUGUGCAUAAGUUGAGGAAGAUUGAUGAAAGGACGUAUGAUUAUUAUUUCCACCAAGCUCGGACUGAUGUUCUUGAGAAUAAAAUUCCGGAUAUUGUUUAUGAGAAGUAUCGGCGCGAGUUGGUGGGGUUGGGGAUUACGGAUAUGUAUAGGGUGAUGCUGGAGAAGGACAUACCUAGAGAGACUGUCGAGAAUGAGUACAAGAAAUAUAUACCUAAAGAAGUUUUAAAAAGACACUCGUUUUUUAUCAAGAAACCUAUACAUGAUACGUUAGGCAAGCUCCAGAAAUCCGUGCAUGAUGCCAAGUAUGUUAAAGCGGAGUAUUUGAAACAGUUGGAUAUUAUAGCGCCUGAGUACCUGUCGGAAGUGUACAAAGCUGUGACCGAUGAAGAUGGGGCAGUUUGUUCUGUGUUUAUUAAAACAACCCCAAAUCAUCCUACAGAGCCUGGAAUUAAAUAUUGCAUGGAAUCAAAAAAAGAACAAUGGAUUCAAGUUUGUACCAUAGAAGAACUUGGGUUUAUUUCAAUACGUGAUGAAGACGGCACUGUUGAAAUAAGUCGAAAAAACGGGAUUCCGUUCUAUUUGAAAUUUAGUAACCUGCAGACUAUGUUUUCAUUUAUCAGUCUCUUGGAUGGCUACUACAGAUUGACGUGCAAAUGGACUUUUAAUAUUUGUAAAGAUGUUCCAACCCCAUCAUUGCAAAAAUUGUACUCUAUGAAGUGUCAUGGACCCGUUGGAGGCGAAUUUUCGUAUGCCAAAUUAGAAGAAAAACGCAGUAACCGUCCAGGAUGUUUUAUAAUUAGAGAGAGCGCUGUAAAGUACAACGACUAUUACAUUGAUGUUUGUACAAAAGAUAGUUUAAAACCGAAAACGUACAAAUUGGAAAGAAUAAGCGGCGACGAAUUUAUUUUUAACGACGAUUUAACAAGGUACAAAAGUAUUCCACAACUGGUAGCUGCGUAUAAUGAUCCUAAUGGUGCUAUUUUCCUACAAGAGUGUCUACCGCCUUCAGAAUAUGAUACUUCUCCCUUAUUGUUGUGCCAGAGUGAUAAUCUUCCGGGAGAUUCCGUCACGGAUACUUCAGCUGUGAACAAUCUUAUGCCUUCAGCGCCUAUGUGCAUCAACUGCAAAAAUUUACAAGUUUUCAAAGGUCAGAAAAAAGAUGGUUCUAGAGGCAUCACUAUGACUUACAGAAGCAUGUGGAAAAUUACAAAGGGCAAAAAGAUUGAAGUCGCAAUGAAAGUUUUAAAACAGGAAGUGUGUGAAAAAUACUCAAAGGAAUUUCUUGAACUCGCCGGUCAAUACGCGUAUCUUCAGUCAAGUGCCAUUGUUCGUCUUUUUGGGAUUACUUUAUCAAGUAACGUUUCGCUUGUUUUGGAAUAUUUUCGGUUAGGGCCUUUGGAUGAAUAUUUACAGGACAAUAAAGGCCUUAUGAAGAAAGUUGAUUUGAUUGAAGCAGCUAGCAAUCUCGCCACAGCUCUGUGGCAUUUGAAAGAAAAUGGGAUCGUUCAUGGCAAUAUUCGGUGCCGGAAACUGAUGGUUAGUGUACAUGACGAAAAUUCGUUCACGGUGAAAUUGACUGAUCCAGGAAUUCACAUUUCAUAUGCAUCUAAAGAGGUCCACUGGAUACCCGUAGAAUGCUACGCCAACCUGGACUACUCCAAACGUUCCACAGCUGCAGACGUCUGGGCUUUCGCCACCACAUUAUGGGAAAUUUUCAUGUUCGGUGCAGAAAUAAAAACGACCGAUCACGUUGAAGCCAUGAGGUUCUACGCAAACGGGAAACGGUUACCCUGUCCACCCACGUGCGAUAAAGAUAUCUACGACCUAAUGAGGGAAUGCUGGAACGCCGACCCCCACCGGAGAAAACAACCCCAAGCCCUCAUGCGAGACAUCAACCAAAUUUUGUACCAAGUCUACAACUCCCGCCGAAUCCAUUCCUACGCUAAAGUCUUCACUAAGUCCAAUUCCACCCUUCAGACGGUCACAGCGACAUCUACGUACAGUUUAACGUCGAAUACCACCCAAUCCACUUUCAUGCCUGGCAACGAAGAUCUGGUGGCAGCGAGCGAAUUGGAGAGCGACUCCGCCCCUUCGAGUUUCCGCAGCCAAUCGCAAAAUUGGCUGCUGAAUUCACAAGAAGUGUUGAACUGCGAGGACUCGUAUUCUUGCGACUUCUCUAAUAUUUUGUCGAAUUUCAAUUUUUCGACGACGGCGACGACGUCGUUGGAUAGCAUCAAUUCUUUGCAGAGCAUUUUCGAGUUAGAUCAGGACUGCAGCGUGGUUCUGCAAGGGAGGAUCGGGCAAGGGUUUUAUGGGGAGGUGUACAAGGGCACGCUGGAGUAUAUGGGGAACCCGGACAUUGAACCCCGGAUCGUAGCGAUUAAGAAACUGAAGGCUACGGCUUUGUCUUCGUGUUUGCAGGAUUUUGAGAGGGAGAUUAAUAUAAUGAAGACGUUGCAGCAUAAAAAUAUUGUUGAGAUUUUGGGAGUUUCGCGGGAGCCUGAUAUUUCGUUGGUUAUGGAAUUCGUGCAUCACGGGUCUUUGCAGAGUUAUUUGAAAAUUAAUAGGGAGUCGUUGGGGAUGCAGCAGCAGUUGAAGUAUGCUCUUGAUAUUGCGGAGGGGAUGGAUUAUUUAGGAAAGAAAAAUAUCGUUCAUAGAGAUUUAGCUGCGCGGAAUAUUUUGGUUGUUGAUGAAAACCAUGUGAAGAUCUCUGAUUUUGGGUUGGCACAAGUUAUGGGUACCAAUGAGUAUUAUAUUUUGAAGACUAGUAGAGAAUUGCCCAUCAAAUGGUACGCCCCUGAGAGCUUACGCGAUGGCAAAUUCUCAGUUCGCUCUGACGUGUGGUCGUAUGGAGUAACAAUGUGCGAACUGUUCAACUGGGGAGAAGAACCCAAACUGACUAAUAUUAGCAGCACUGAUAAUGAAGGUCAAGAGCAACAAGUUUUCUUAGAAGCGUUAGAAAGGGGAACCAGAUUUCCGUGUCCUCCGACGUGCCCACAAUCUGUCUACAUUCGCAUUAUUUAUCCCUGCUGGCAUUCGGAUCCACAUGAAAGGCCAGCGUUUGCCGUAUUGGUACAUGAAACUCAUGAUUUAUUGACGCAGUAUUGAAAACUAAUUGCGUGCCCUUCAAAACGCCCACGAACCGUGAAUUUACAUUAUUUAUUCGUGUCGGCAUGAAGAUUUCCAUUUACAGUCUUUGUUAGUGGAGUUGUUUGACUAACAUGAAGUUUGUCAGUUUUGUGCCACAACUUGUGGGUAACUUUGUAAUUUUACGUGCAAACGCACUCUUAUCUCUUUAUCAACUUUAUUGAUGAAAGUACCUGUUUUCUUUAUUAUUUGCUCAAUUAUUUCUAUUACAAACGCACGUUUCUGUGCCAUUUUCAGUGCAAUCUUUCAUAUAAGUGUAAAUAUGUAUAUACGUUAUUAUUAAAAUAAACUGUAACAAAAUG